AUGGAGAAACAAAUUGCCAACUAUGGUGCUCGUUUAUUAGUAGAAAAUAAGCCAGUUUUAGGGAAAGCAGCCGAAUUCUAUCGAUUAGCUACUAUUCGCUGCAAUAAUAAUGCAAGUAAGUUACUGCCGGCUACCUCUUCGUCCAGAAUUGUGAUAUGCAUUGACUUGGCAGCGACACUCUUUGAUGAGUCUGUCGAUAAGGCACUUGCUGCAAAAUUAGCAGGAACAUCAAGAAAAGUGUAUAAUACCAUGUAUAAAACAUACGAAGUUUUACUCAAUGCAUCCAAGCCAUGCUCGGUAAAAGAACUAGCCGUUUUCGCAAAUUGCAUAGGCAAUGCUGAGCUUUUGGCUGAAAAAUUACUCGAUAGGUUUGCAGUAGACGUAAAUAGUAAAUGUGCCAAUGGUAAUAACAACUGCAUUGACAUUACAAAGCCUCAGUUUCCGGCUGCAGCUCUCUGUGUUGCAUGCAGGCAUUUAAAGGUAAGGGUUAGCAAGGAUAAGCUCUAUAGCAAAGCAUCUAUCAGCAAAGGCAUGUUUUCUAAUCUAUGUGAAUCUCUAACAGCCUGCCUACGACAGAUUGAAGAUCGAACUGAAAAUCGGGCUCUACACAAAAGUGAGGUUAAAUCUGAUGAUGAGAGUGACGAUAAUCAGAUAAGCUACAACUUAUGGAAAGAAAAAAUCCUUUCCAAACCGGACUAG
This is a messenger RNA of Trichoplax adhaerens, 699 nucleotides long. RefSeq lists its product as uncharacterized. The record is from RefSeq and is a predicted model, not a curated record. Gene Ontology annotation, molecular function: DNA binding. The transcript is spliced from 5 exons. The coding region runs from base 1 to 699 and encodes 232 amino acids. Lineage: Eukaryota; Metazoa; Placozoa; Uniplacotomia; Trichoplacea; Trichoplacidae. Gene Ontology annotation, biological process: DNA replication initiation; DNA replication. Gene Ontology annotation, cellular component: nuclear origin of replication recognition complex.